Messenger RNA from Amphimedon queenslandica, 1390 nucleotides. RefSeq names its product oxygen-dependent coproporphyrinogen-III oxidase-like. The record is from RefSeq and is a predicted model, not a curated record. Gene Ontology annotation, molecular function: coproporphyrinogen oxidase activity. The transcript has a single exon. NCBI's taxonomy places the organism in Eukaryota, Metazoa, Porifera, Demospongiae, Haplosclerida, Niphatidae. Gene Ontology annotation, cellular component: cytoplasm. Bases 60 to 1286 code for a protein of 408 amino acids.
CAGAUCUAAGGCGUGGUUGGUAGGUGUGGCUUAGUUAGCCCCACCCACGUGCUUGCUUGAUGUCGACCCUGAUGUCUUGUAGACUGUUUUUAGCAGCUAAAAGAGGAGCCCUCUCUCAACAAGCGAGAUGCCUACCCCUUCUUGCUCAUAAUGCUACUAUUACCCGCCCUUGUAUCAAGCAAAGAAAGGACCAGGGCCAUAAACAGGACGGGAGCAGUACCCAUAACUGGUGGUGGGGGCCUCCCCUUGGUGCUAGCAGUCUGUUAAUGAUCUCUUGGUUUUCCUUCGGCAGCAGCAAAGAUAAAGAUAGCUACAUGGCAGAGCCGGUAUCAGGCUACAGGGCUUUCAAAGAUAUUGAAAACAAGCCGAUGAGACUAAGAAUGGAGAAACUGUGUAUGGACGUGCAACAUAGUCUGUGUCAGGAGCUACAGAAACUGGAACCAAAUGCAAAGUUUUGUGUCGAUCGUUGGGAGCGGUCCCAGGGAGGAGGCGGAGUUUCCUGUGUCCUGCAGCGUGGGGAUACCUUUGAGAAAGGAGGAGUCAAUGUGUCGGUUGUCCAUGGGAAGUUGCCCCCUCCAGCUGUCAAACAGAUGAGAUCGAGGGGGAAGGAUCUACCACAAGAUAAAGAACUGCCAUUUUACGCUCUUGGAGUUAGCUGUGUCAUUCAUCCAGUUAACCCUUUUGUCCCCACGGUACAUUUUAAUUAUCGUUACUUUGAAGUUGACGUCGGCAAUGGAGAAACCCUCUCCUGGUUUGGGGGUGGGUCUGACCUAACUCCGUACUAUUUAGACGAAGAUGAUGCUCGCCAUUUUCACUCGACACUCAAGGCUGCCUGUGACUCCAGUGACCCUGCGCUUUAUCCUAAAUUUAAGAAAUGGUGUGACGAUUAUUUCUACGUCGAUCACCGAGGAGAGAGACGAGGAGUUGGUGGGAUAUUUUUCGACGAUCUUGACUCGCCCAACAAAGAGAAAACCUUUCAGUUUGUGCGUGCAUGUGCUGAAGCAGUGAUACCAUCAUACCUUCCACUGGUUUAUAAGAAUAAAGACAAACCCUACACUGAAGAGAAUGCAAGAUGGCAGAGGCUGAGACGGGGCAGAUACGUUGAGUUUAAUCUGGUUUAUGAUCGAGGGACAAAGUUUGGUCUAUCUACUCCCUCAGCAAGAAUAGAGAGCAUCUUAAUGUCACUGCCUUUAGUGGCUCAAUGGGAAUAUAUGCACUCACCUCAAGCCAAUAGUCCUGAAGAUACACUGCUGAGAGUUCUCAAAGAACCAAAGGAGUGGAUAUGAACAAAUCAGACUUCAUUCAAUAAUGUAUUAGUAUUGUUUUUUGAAUAAUGACUAUUAUUAUCAUAGUGGAUAUUUGGCAGCAAUCCAGUGCUUAGUUUAAUCCA